Molecule: messenger RNA, 4853 nt
Organism: Manduca sexta (tobacco hornworm)
Lineage: Eukaryota; Metazoa; Arthropoda; Insecta; Lepidoptera; Sphingidae
Gene: jp
Exons: 8
Coding region: 186-3194 (1002 amino acids)
Cellular component (GO): junctional membrane complex; endoplasmic reticulum membrane; plasma membrane
Source: RefSeq, a predicted model, not a curated record
GUGAGGCGGGUGGUGAGUGCGCGCCGCUGAUCUGGCGCGCAGUGCUCCUCGCGCAGGACCAGAGCGGUGUUCACUCGGCGGCGCGCCACGGCGCGACAUGCCCAGCUGAUGUUUAUUUAUACCGCGAGCUCGGUGGAGGGUGCGCGCGGGAGGCCCUCCCCUCCGCGGCACCACGGUUCCGCGUGAUGCAGCCGAGCGAGCUAGCCGACACCGCGCACGCCGCUAGCGGAAAUCCCCCGCAGCGCGGUCUCAACGGUGGCCGAUUCGACUUUGAUGAUGGUGGCACAUAUUGUGGUGGCUGGGAGGACGGUAAAGCCCACGGUCACGGUGUAUGCACCGGCCCCAAAGCGCAGGGAGCAUAUGCCGGUUCCUGGCACUUUGGCUUCGAAGUUUCCGGCGUGUACACCUGGCCCAGUGGCAGCACGUACGAGGGCCAGUGGCAGAAUGGGAAAAGGCACGGGCUGGGUGUGGAGAACCGGGACCGGUGGAUAUACCGCGGCGAGUGGACACAAGGCUACAAGGGUAGAUACGGCGUACGGCAGAGCACUAUUAGCAACGCGAAGUACGAAGGCACGUGGGCCAACGGACUCCAAGAUGGAUACGGAUCGGAAACAUACGCCGAUGGCGGAACAUACCAAGGACAAUGGAUGCGAGGGCUUCGACACGGGUAUGGUGUGCGGACUUCAGCCCCCUUCGGGCUGGCGUCUCACUACCGCGGGGGCGCGCGCCAUCACCGCGGCUCGCUGUCCUCGCUCACGGAGGCGGGAGGCGCUGCCGAUCCCUCCGAGAGGCGGACCACGCGCAUGGACGACGCCAGGGGCGGGUUCGUGCUCACCGUCAGCUCCGAUGAGCCGUCGGGCCGGCGGGGUUCCCUCUUCGAAAAUACUAAAAAGAGACUAUUUCCUAAGCUGGGCAAGCCGCGUAGCGCCGGCGACCUGGAAAAACAUGGCAGUAGCUCGGUCCGCUCGGGGGGCUCCGGGGGCUCGGCCUCCUCGUGGGUGUCCUCGGUCGAGAGCACGCACUCCGCCAUGACUCAUGCCUCUCAGCAUACAAACUCGAACACAAGUUUCAUAGUAGAGGAUGAACAUUUGGACGCAAGUGUUACAGAGACAUAUAUGGGUGAAUGGAAGAAUGAUAAGCGCACGGGUUUUGGGAUCAGUGAACGCAGCGACGGACUGCGAUACGAGGGCGAGUGGAGUGCAAACAGGAAGCACGGCUACGGAGUUACCACUUUCCGCGACGGCACCAGGGAAGAAGGCAAAUACAAAUACAACGUGCUUAUCACCAGUCAGAAGAGGAAACACAUGUUCCUCAUGCGAUCAGCGAAGUUUCGGGAACGCGUUGACUCGGCUGUGAACGCCGCACAGCGUGCAUCCAAAAUAGCUGUCCAGAAAGCCGACAUUGCUAUCACCAGAACUGUCACAGCUCGAGGGAAAGCCGAACAGGCUGAUGAAGCGGGAGAUCAGGCCAAAGAAGACUGUGAUGUUGCGCAAAUGACUGCUAAACAGUUCGCUCCAGAUUUUAAACAUCCUGGUUUUGAAAGAAUAGGAUUAAGAGAAAAAUAUAGACAAAGGAAUUACGAUACACAACCCGCACCACCUGUACCACAAGAAUCUGAAAAGGUCUUGGAUGGAAAGAGCAUUCCAAAUCAUAUCCCUCCGAUGCAUACACAAAUACCACAAACUAACGCAACCCCCUAUCCUAUGCCUAGGAGACCUUCCGCACAAUACCCGAAACCUGCUCAGCCCAUGGAUUCUAGGUUCACUAACAAUACAAAUUACAAUCCAGAUAAUAGAGCGCUUGGUCCACCGCAGGAUCCAUACUACACGCAUAAUCAAGACUCUUGGAUAACGACCAACAUGCAGUCUUCCAUUCCCGACAACAGAAAACAAUAUUAUCCUAACGAUCAACAACAAUCUAAUAUGCCUAAUAUGUAUGGGCCAACAGCCCCGAGCAACACUCAACCCCCGCCAGCCACGUACAGGUACGGUAGACAAGAUUCAAUACAACAACAACAGCAGCAGCAACAACAGCAACAGAGCAUGGACCAAGGGGGUCAACAGUUCUCAAAUCAGACACGAAGACAGUCGGCAGCAAUGCGACCAACAGUCAAUCAAAGGCCACCAGCACAAGACUGGAAUGUACCAGCUCAACCACAACCACCAGCCAGACGACAAAGUAUCCUGGCCCAACCUACACAUGAUGCCCAAGGUGUUCCUUAUGUCGACGGUGGCACAGCUGCGUACGGUCGCAACGAACUGCGCACUGGGUCUGUAUAUUCAGAAGGUCCACUGGAUAACAGGCAACAGGCAUCUACCGACCAAGCUUAUCGACAUCCAACGGAUCCUCAAGGUUAUCGACAAUCGGAACAAGACAAUCAAAGGCUGAAUCAAGCAUAUGGUUACCCUCCCGCCGACUCUCAGGGGUACAGGCAACCAACAGCUCCCACCGAACAAGAUAUCCUUAACGGGGCUCGUGAUGCGAGAGCACCUGGAUCACGGCCUUCUAUUGACUAUUUUGACCAUUAUAAAAGACCUCCCAGUAGAGACUCAAGCGUCGACAGAUACGGCCGACGCUCACGCCAACCUUCAGUCGAGGGCGCAUUGCCAAAUAGUGGGUCUCGAAGCGGGUCUGUGGCUCCACAAACGGUGCCAUCGCGGCCACCGUCACGUGCUGCCACUCCUGCCGGAAAUGGACAUGUGGCCUCGGCUCGCGGUUCUAUAUCGCGUGCAAAUUCCCGGGAUCUGCCUUUCGAAGACUCACUAUUACGUAAGCGAACACUCGGUCAGGAAAUAACGCCGUCACCAUACCAACCGAAACGGACAGAGAGUUUGUACGUGGCACCAGCUCCGGCUCCGCCACCUCCUGCGCCGCGGGGUGGGGGAGGAGGUGCUAGAAAGAUGCUAAGUACGCCGCAGACUCUACAGCGCAAGAAAUCGCUCCCGGACGUGGCUAGCAUGCCACGCGCCAUGGACGGCAGCGGCAUGUCGCGCGAGGAGGUGUCGGCGCUGGGCUCUGCGCGUCGUGAGGAAGUGCGCCGCAUGCACGAGGAGAGCGAGAAGCUGAGAGCCAAUCCUCUGCUGUAUUUGGUCAGUCCACAAGUCAAGGACUGGUUCUCUCGGCAGCAACUGGUGAUACUUGUGCUCUUCAUCAACAUUUCUUUGGGCAUCAUGUUCUUCAAGCUGCUCACGUAGCAUCGGCGUGCGGCGCCCAAGCGCCUCCUUUCCCCGAUGCAUUAUCGACACUUGUAAAUAUUUUGUAAUUUUUAAAACAAACAGCCCAACAAAUUAUAUUAUUCGAUAUGCGAAUUAAUUAAAUUAACGUUAUUAUCUAUAUUUCAUUAUCUAUUCCUUUUUCAACAUGAGUUAGAAAAACAUCUAAACGAAACGUAUAUUUGUCAAUAAGGACAUUUGUUUGCUAGUGUUGUUCUUUGACGUUGUGUAAGUGUGCAAGUAUGACGAUGAUAUUUAUUGAAUAGUGAAAAUAUGCUCCAUCACGUCAAACCGAUAAUAUCGGCAUGAAACAGUGCGCGAGUGAAUUGAACCCUAUGUUUAUGUAUUGCGAUUUGCGGUAUUGCGCCUGCGGUCCGCGGCUCGGCGGACGAUAUUUCGACUGUGCGGAGAACGAGUUGUAUGUGAGCCUGCAUAUUGUAGGUUUAUGCCUUCGACGAUAAACUGUUGUAAUAAACGUUAAACAAUUUAUAAAACACAAUCGUGUACAAAUAUACAUUACUUUAGUUACAUGCAGGAGGCAUACAAAAACCAAAUAAUUGUCGACUCCCACGAAGCAGAUAUUUUAGCAUUUUUGACUAUUCUAAAAUUCAGAUUUUCUUUACAUUUUAUAAAUAAAUAUUAUAAUUUGAAUUUUCUUCUACCCUGAACAAAUACUAUUAUUUGUUAAUUUCCUCACUACGAAUAAAUCCGGCUAAACGGACAACUGAAUCCUAUUGUAGAUAACAUUCAGUACAAAAAAUAACAAUGGAGAUUGACGGAAGUAGGUACAAAUUUGUGAAAUUACCUCUUUGAAAAGAUGCGCCCCAUAAGCAUACUUACCUAUUCCUACUAUGUUGUUAAUGUUAUUGUUGACACUUAUAAACUUUAUUACAAUUAUAUAACUUGUUUAUUAAAUUUGUCAAUUUUAAACUAUAAUAGCGAUCGUCGACGUUAAUUGACACAAUCAUCACGUGAUAGCCAAACCAGUAAGCACAAUUAAUAGAGGUGAUAAAUGUUUGCCUGACAUGUAAAAUUAUUUUUAAAAAUAAUUACCCAUGUAAAUAACUAAUACCGCUACCAAUUCCAAAAGAUUAUAUGUACUUAUUUAAUAUUUAUACAUGUAACGGAAAAUUAUCUGUAAGUAGAUAGAUACAUAGAUAAUAGAUAUAAUUGCUUGCAAAUAGCGAUAUCCAAUUGGGUCUACAAAACGCAUGUGCAUUAUUUUCUUAACCUAUAGACAUAUAAAAAUUAGUAUUGAUUACCAAAUUUUUAUACAAAAUUUAAUCUUCCUUUUAUACCUAUGAAGUCAAUUCUCUCGUAAACGAAAUGUUUUUUAUAGAUAAUACGUAUAAAAUAUAAAAACACGUUAUUGGCAUGGAAACCGUGCAAAUGAGACUGUUGAUACGUAAAAAUAUGUACCUUCAUAUUAUAGUAUGUAAAAUGUGUGUGUACAACGAAAGUUACCAGAAACGCACAUUCAUUGAAUGGAUGGUUCAAGUUUAUGAAGUUUACUAAGACAGUUGUCACAGUUUCAUCAUCAUGUGAAAACUUUAAGUUAGGUACUUAUAUCUAUAAGAAUUUUAAUUACUUGUAUCGAUUUUAUCUACGUUUCACAAAUAAAACAUUUUAACAAAACAAUAA